AUGUGCCAGCUCCAGAAGGAUGCCACAGUCAGCUUUAAUAUCGCCAAAGUCAUCGUAGUUGGUGAUGUUGCUGUUGGCAAAACGUGUCUGAUCAGCAGGUUCUGUAGGGGUGCGUUUGAUAAGAACUAUAAAGCCACCAUCGGGGUGGAUUUUGAGAUGGAGCGUUUUGAGGUGCUCGGAGUUCCCUUCAGUUUACAGCUGUGGGAUACAGCAGGUCAGGAGAGGUUCAAGUGCAUCGCUUCCACCUACUACAGAGGAGCACAAGCCAUAAUAGUUGUGUUUGACCUCAGCAGUGUGACCUCAUUAGCACAUGCCAGGCAGUGGCUGGAGGAUGCAAUGAAGGAAAAUGAUCCAUCCAGUGUUUUAUUGUUUCUGGUCGGCACCAAGAAGGACCUAAGCUCUCCUGAUCAGCUGGCUCAGAUCGAGCAGGAAGCCAUCCGACUCUCUGAGGAAAUCAAAGCAGAGUACUGGACCGUGUCCGCAAAGUCUGGAGAUGGUGUCAGGGAGUUCUUCUUUCGUGUGGCUUCUUUAACUUUCGAGGCCAACGUUUUGUCUGAGCUCGAGAGAAGUGGGUCGAGGCACGUUGGGGACAUAAUCAGAAUUACUGACAACACAGACGGCCAUCGCAGACGCAAGAGGACCCCACAGUGCUGCUGAGACUGAACAAACGACUGCCUGGAUAUUCUGUAUCGAUGACACAGCAACACAAAAUGACUCAACAGAACUUAAUUGAAAAUGGACUCAGCGGUUCAGUGUGGAUAUCACAACCAGACCCCCUAAAAGCAUUAUGCUAAAGCUAAGCUAAAUUAUAUUGUAUUAGCAAUGUUCUCAAAUGGUCUGAGAAGACAUUAGUUAUGAGCCAAGCUGACAUGAUGAAUUGUAAGCUGAGUCUGUAAACAAAUCUGUCAGCAGAAUGAUCCAAAUAGUGUCCUCUCAGGAAUGUUUCCUGCGGACAAAUAACGCUUUGUGAUAUGCUUGGUUAAAUGAACAUUUAUCAGAGGAUGAUUAUUCUCCAUUAUUUUUUUUUCUUAAACUCCACUUGCCUUCUAAAAAUGACUGUCUGUCUGAAGCAGCAUUUUUCUCCUGUCAUGAAAUAAAUGUCAGUACCAGAAAUACCACUUUUUUUUUCAUUUACUUCCCUGGCCUCCAGUCAUGUGGCUCUGUGCUACUAAUUUGAUCCAUGUGCCGGCUCCAGUGACUGCAGUCAUACCCAUAGAGCAUCCCUCUCCUCUGACAUGAGGGUUCUCGUGAUCUUGAAAAUGGAGGGAUUGUUUGCAGGGGUUGAAUCAAGCGGUGAGUUGCCUCCGUGGCAAAUUAAUUUCCUCAGCCAGCCAGAGAGGAUGAAGAAGUCUGUUUCUUUAAAAAAAAAACCUGCAUACACAACCAGUCAAA
Molecule: messenger RNA, 1392 nt
Organism: Acanthochromis polyacanthus (spiny chromis)
Lineage: Eukaryota; Metazoa; Chordata; Actinopteri; Pomacentridae
Gene: rab34b
Product: RAB34, member RAS oncogene family b
Exons: 9
Coding region: 1-657 (218 amino acids)
Biological process (GO): endocytosis; phagosome-lysosome fusion
Molecular function (GO): GTPase activity; GTP binding
Source: RefSeq, a predicted model, not a curated record